AUGUCUUCACAAACACCGGAUCUGAAUUCUCGACGAGCUUGUGACCCUCCGAAAGAGUUUGAAGGCCGGAUUUGCGUUGUAAGUUUCAAUUGAUUAUGAUUGAUGUUUCACAACUGUGAUGUUAAUUAUUUAAGAUCUCUUGAAGUGGUGACUCAUUAUUUUUUAUUAAAGGACUUUAAGAAAAAUAUUAUUCUGGUAUAAUUGUUAGAAACUUGCACGUUCAAUGUAAUCUCAAGGUCCUUAAAGUAUUCUUCGCAAAAUUUAUGCUAGAAACACGUUCCUUGAAUUGAAAAAAGUACUUAGAAACUCCAAAUUGGUCACUAUAGUGGCCCCUUAGAAGACCUUGGAGUGUUCUCUCUAGGGACCACUUUACCAGCCUCCAAAACUUGCAAAAGUGGUCCCUAUAGGGUUUUCAGUGAGUGGUCAUUAUAGGGAACAUGCUAGCCGAUAACUGUUAGGUUCUCGAACGAAGAAGCAUUUCCAUGGCCAUAGAUUAGACCCUAAAACCCUAUAUGGACCACUUUCUCGACCCCUAGAGAGGUUGUUUUCCGCUCUAACCCCUAUAGGGACCACUCUGGAAUUCCUUAGUAUAUAAAAUUUUUCUGACUGAAAUUCCCAACAAACAGAUAUGUGCCGAUCGAGCUAGUGGCUACAAUUUCGGGAUUUUAACCUGCGAAUCGUGUAAAGCUUUCUUCCGGAGGAAUGCCUUGAGAGUGGAGGUACAAAACUUUAAACAAAAGAAAAGCGAAUUCCAUGAUUCAGAGCAUCAAAUGUCCUUUUUCGAACUCGUGCGAGAUCACAGCGUCUUCCAGAAGAUUCUGUCAGGCUUGCCGGUUGAGCAAAUGCUUUAGGGUUUUACAUUACUUUUUCGAAAAGUUCGAAAAUUUCCAAAUUCAGGUGGGAAUGAACAACCAAUGGCUGACAGACGCGAAGAAUUCUCAAAAGUUGAAGAGGAAGAAAAUCAAACCUCACGUUUGUUCCAAGGAACUUUUUCUAAAAUUUGAAGACUUCAGAAAGUGGAGACGACUGAUGAAGAAGAGGAUAAGGUUAGUGUGUCGAAGGCGUAUCUGGAGGAGUUGCAGAAAAAAGCUAAAAAGUCAGUUUUGUGAUUUUCGUGUACCUUGGCUUUUUUUUUUUGAUUUUUUAGGCGGCCUUCAUCUUGUUCUUGCACCUGCACUUGCGGCUUCUACGAACGGGGUACAAAACUUUCCGAAGAUGGGGUAAUUUUUACUGUUUUUCGGAUAAAUAUUGAACAAAAAUACAGCUAGCAAAAACAUUUCUUGAAAUUGAAAAUCUUGGAUUUGUAAUAAUUAGCAAGGGCUUCUACUGAAUUGACUAUAAGCUCAUAGCUUAUAAGAAUUUUCAAGUUGACAUAGACUUUUUGGAUGAGACUAAAGAUUUUUUCGGGCGCUAUCCCAAACAUUCUCGAAAAAUUUCAAGUGGCCACUUCAGGGUCCAAGAUGUGCAGUGUUCUCUCCAAGUAGUCCUAUAGUGUAAGACACAAAAUACUGGCUUUUAUAGAGGUGGUUAUAGUGGCCACUUAAGUGACUAUAAAUUAGUGGUCUCUUUAGAAGUCUAAGAGGUAUUAGUAAACAACUAAAACUGUAGUGGACACUAAGAAGCUAAAUAGUGGCUUCUAUAGUGGUGGUUCUAGUGGCCACUUUAGCUUCCUCUUCAAGUAGUUCUUGAGGAAUCUCUUAAGAGGUCACUAGCCGUCCCAGGGAGUCAGGAAACACGUUCUAAGUGGUCACUAAAGAGGCUCAAAGUUAGUAGCCACUACAGUUAAAUGGAAAAUCCGCUGAUUGAGUUCUGAGUGGUCACUUAAGAAAAGAUACAUGACCUCAUAGCGGAUAACCUGUUUCCCCUUCAAGUAGUUCUUGAGGGAUCUCUAGAGGCCACUAGAGUUUUUCGCAGUUUUGCCGGAUUCGUAGGGUUCUCAGCAACAUCUAGUUUGACUAACGUUCUUCUUUUUUCAGAGAAAAUUUGAAGCUAUGAAGAAUAAUUCAGAACGAUCAGACGGUCAGAAAGACGUCCACUAGCCGCGGAGUCGUGUCGCCACCUUUUGGGACUCCUUCUCCACUCAACGUCGAAGAACACCUCACGACAGCUCCGAUCGGCUUCUCCGCCAUCAGAGCCCCUCCACCUUCGGUUCCGGUCUCGAUUCCGCAGUUCACUCAGCUACCACCGGCCCCAAAUGUCCUUCCUCGUCCCACAGCGUUCCCUGCCUGGCAGCAAAUGGGCCAGUAUCUCCACUCAGCCACGGCUUUCAACCUUCCCGGCCCUUCGAUGGCUCCGGUCUCCAGAUGGGACGUCUUCCACGACCUCAGCUUGCCCUUUUCAUCGUUGGUUCUUCAUUGGGAAUUUAGUUUUUGACUUGGAAAGCUUCCAAAGUUUGCUCUAACGCUAAGCUUCCUAGAUUCACUUUGAGGAGAUCAAGUGGACACUAAAGAGCCGCAAAAACCACUCAAGUGAUCUGAAUUGUCCGGAAGGUGUAGAGCACCCCUGGAGCUUCCCCAUGAGUCUAGGAUAAUCGUAAAGAUUGUUUUAUAGAGCAAACUUUCAAGGCUUGAAAAGCUGUUAUUUAACACAAUUUGAAUAUUUUCUGACCAGGGAAUGAUCUCUGGACGCAGUGGGACUUCCGAAUGAGACCAAGUUUACUAAAUGUAGUUUUUCACGCUGAUUCCAAAUCUAGUCUUAAAAAGUGCCCAAAACGUCUUUGAAAAAAGUUAUGGACCUCAAAAGUCGAAAUUUUCGAUGUUUCCGAUUGAUCUGAUAUUUGGAGGGCCCUGAUAUCCUUGUUUCCUUUCCAUAAAAAAAAAAGCUCAAUUUAUUUUUUGUGACCCGGAAAACAAGAACUAUAUACCCUCCAAAUAUCAGCUCAAUCGGAAACAUCGAAAGUUUCGACUUUCGAGGAUCCAUAAAUUUUUUCACAGACCUCGGUGGCAACUUUUGAGACCAGAUUUGGAAUCAGCGUCAAAAACUGCAUCUAGUUUGUUUUUAUUCUGAAGUUUCGCUCCCGAGACCAUUCCCUGGUGAGCUUUGUUUGAAAGAUAACUGUUAAGGGACUAUCAUCUCUCCCUGUCCAUGACGAAUCCGGAAAUCUCCAAGUACUCAAACUUGACCGAAGAAGAGUUAUUGAUUCUGGAUGAGCUCUACAUUACCAGUGAGCCGCUGAAAGAUCCGAUCGGCAAUCAAUACAACCAAAAUGAGAUUUCGGUGAGUUUAAAGGAAUUUCAAGUCUUGCAAGAGCAACUUUUGACACAAUUUGCAACGAUAAGAGAUUAAAAAAUCCGUUUCAAAGCGAAACGCCAUCAAAAUGCUGAAUUCAGGGCGUUCUGAAGAUUUCCGGCGAGGCGCUUCAACGGAUUCUGGUCAUGGCUGGAAGGCUUCAGGCUUUCCGAGACCUUGAAAUUCACGAUCGUAUGCAAUUGGUCAAAAGUAGGCUUCAUGAAAUGAAUAUAUACUCAUUUUAAAGUUUGAGGCGGUUUUGGCGAGUUGUUGGCCGUUCGGGGACUGAUGGCUUUUGACAGAGAAUCCAAGACUUGGCGACACUCGGCAAGUUGUUCUCCCACCUUCUGAAUCACCUUUUCUCAUUAAGUCCGAGAUGGAGGUCAAGAUCGACGUCUUGAAAAUCGACGGUCCGGAACUUCAGCUCUUCAUGGAGCAGUAUUUCAAGUAUGAAUCAUAUAAUUUUGUGGAGAAGUGGUCACUUAAGAGGCUCAAAGUUAGCAGCCACUAUAGGGAGUCAGAAAACUCGCUAAUCGAGUUCUAAGUGGUCACUGAAGGGGCUCAAAGAUAGUAGCCAUUAUAGGGAGUCAGAAAUUAAGCUGAUUGAGUUCUAAGUGCUCACUAGAGAGGCUCAAAGUCAGUAGCCACUUCAGGAAGGCAGAAAGUACGCCGAAUGAGUUCUAAGUGGUCACUGAAGGGGUUCAAAGAUGGUAGCCAUUAUAGGGAGUCAGAAAACACAAUGAUUGAGUUCUAAGUGGCCGCUGAAGGGGCUCAAAGAUAGUAGCCACUAUAAGGAGUCAGAAAUGAAUCUGAUCGAGUUCUAAGUGGCCACUCAAGAGGCUUAAAGAUAGUAGCUUCUACAGGGAGUCAUAAGGAAGCCUUUUAAGUGACUCCUGGUGGAUUUCUAGCGUCUACUUUAGUGGUUUUCAGGUAUACCUUAUCACUACCCUAAUAUUUCUUUUAGACUUGUCGACGCGACUGAAGACAUUAGGACCAAUUACACGAUCAUGCUCCUCCUCACAGCUAUCGUCAUUUUUAGACCAGGUUUUUUGAUUUCUCUAGUUUUCUAUGAUGAUUUUUGUCUCAGAACUUCCCAACCUCAAAGAGCAGCACAAAGUCUGUCGAGCACAGAACAUUUACUACGGCAUCCUGCUCAAGUUGGUUGCUUUUUAGUGUUCAGAGGGGCAUAUCUUUGGUUUCAGAGUCCUGCAAGUCGAGUUCCCGAGGGAAGAGGCCAUGAGGAAGUACAACCGGCUGUUGGCCUUGGUCGUCGAACUUCACACGGUGAACAAGGCCAUGGUGCGGGUUUUCUGCGGCUUCGACCACGCCGUCCUCGAUCCGCUGCUCCGCGAGCUUUGCGACAAGAUUUAG
Caenorhabditis auriculariae is the source of this 4599-nucleotide messenger RNA. The record is from the annotation of a GenBank genome assembly. NCBI's taxonomy places the organism in Eukaryota, Metazoa, Nematoda, Chromadorea, Rhabditida, Rhabditidae.